Mugil cephalus (flathead mullet) is the source of this 2783-nucleotide messenger RNA. Its product is annotated as fibroleukin. Bases 608 to 1879 code for a protein of 423 amino acids. Lineage: Eukaryota; Metazoa; Chordata; Actinopteri; Mugiliformes; Mugilidae. The transcript is spliced from 6 exons. The record is from RefSeq and is a predicted model, not a curated record.
UGUAUAAGAUUUAAAGCAAGCAAAGCUUUCCUCGUCAGUGUAGAAAGUUCAUCAAAGUGUGCAUGAUGUGGCACCACAUAGUGAGACUUGUACUCACGUUCUUGGUGCAUGUGUGUGUAAACAUGCAUCUCUGUGUGUGGCUGUGUGGGAGUGUAGGAGAGGGAAGGAGAUGAGUUGGGGAGAUGGACAGAUUGUGUAUUUGUGUGUGUGUGUGUGUGUGUGUGUGUGUGUGUGUGUAUUAGGGGGUGGGUGCAUUAGCCCGUGUCAGACAGCAGACAGCAAAGAGUGCCGCAUUUAUCUAGGAAUCUGAGCCAAAGCAACCUCACUAACACAGAGCGAGCCGGAGAAAGGAGAUGACAGCGAUGAGAUGAAGUGAGGAAAAAGGAAAGAAGAGAUGAGACGAGAUGCACAAAAAUACAAGGAGCUAAACAAAAAGGACAAAUCAGUGAAUCGUUUCCACCUGAAGAAGCCAUUACUGGGUUAAAAGAGAAAAGUGAAGUUUGCUGGGAAUCAUCAACAAAAAGCAGAGAAGGGAAAUAAGUUUGGAUCACAUCUCCAGAGCUUUCAACAAAGGUUUAGAAAAGACCUGCAUCGCUGCAUUUUUCUCAUGAUUCCUCCCAGCUCUUUCAGCAUGCUUCCUCUGCUAUCACUCUGUUUGGGAGCACUGCUAUCCUCAAAUGCAUCUCCAGCCUGCACACAACCUCCUUGCAGAGAUAGCCUAGUAGCUGCACCCAUCUCACCAGGGACAGGAGCAGGAGUGGCUACCGGGGCCUGUGAGGGUCAAGCUGGGACAACUAUCUGCAGGAUGGGGGUUUCACUUCCAGCGAUCUCAGAUGCUCCUCGGAGGGUGGAGCACAGACCCGAUUCCCAGAAGGUUCAGUAUAAGAGUGGAGGUGUCAAAGAGCGCCUGGUUCAGCUGCAGCGCUGCAUGCGCUCUCUCCAGGAAACAGGGGGGCCCUUGAGUCACGGGGGCCAGGAGAGCAACUCUCUAGGGGCCAUUCUGGCUUUAAUGGCAGCUGUGCUGACUGAGUGUGACCUCCACUGUCACAGUCAGGCCCUUGGGGCGAUGGCCAAACGUCUGGAGAGUGCAGCAGUAGGAAGAGAAGGGGAGAAAGACCUGUUGCUUUUCCUCAAGAGCAUCACACACCAUCCACCCACAGUUGCCCCUUUGGAGAGGUUACAUCCUCAGGAUUGUGCAGAGAUUUACCGACUUGGGAUCAAAGAGAACGGGAUCUACACCAUCCAGCCUGAUUUGCAUGGGCCGGCGUUGGAGGCUAAAUGUGACAUGGAGACUGCGGGCGGCGGGUGGACAGUGGUCCAGAAUCGUCAGGAUGGCUCGUUGGACUUCAACAGAACAUGGCAGGAAUACCGGGAAGGCUUUGGCAGUCUGCAGGGAGAACACUGGCUGGGUAAUGCAGCGCUGCAUGCCCUCACCUCCACUGGCCAACACCAACUCCGCAUUGAGCUUGAGGACUGGCACCAACAGAAGCGCCAGGCAACCUACAACAACUUCAAAGUGGCCUCGGAGGCACAGAGGUAUCGCCUGACAGCCCGGGAGUACUCUGGUGAUGCAGGUAAUGCACUGAGCUACAGCAAGCGGUACAACCAUGAUGGCAGACCUUUCAGCACUGCUGACCGAGACCACGACCGUUACGCAUCUGGAAACUGUGGUCAGUACUACGGUGCUGGCUGGUGGUUUGAUGCUUGCCUGGCAGCAAACCUGAAUGGAAAGUAUUAUCGUGGCCGUUACAGUGGCGUCACCAAUGGUAUCUACUGGGGGACGUGGUACAUCCUAACAGACGGACGAACUGGAGAACGCUACUCCUUCAAGAGGGUGGAGAUGAAGACAAGACCCAAGAACUUUAUGGGAACACACUAAAGAUCAUGAGGCGGUGGAAAGUUAAUCAUGUCAAAGGGAAAACCUGUUUGCAUUGUCCUUGAUUUAAUAGAUGUUUUAGUCGCUGCCUGUACAUCCACCUAUUUAGAACAGUUUUCUUGUCACAUAUCAGUUACAUGCAUAUGGCAGCUAAUCAAUAGAAGAAACGUUUUAUUAAUUGUGUGAAUUCUCGUUUGCAAAACACAUGGCAAUACAAAAUGUGAAACAAAGAAAUAGAUACAUGAAAAUACUGCUUGUAAAAGUUGUGAUAAAUUACCAGAAUCUUUAUUGCACAUUAAAAAUAACAUUCAAUUAAUUGCUACGACAUCUGCUCCAGCAUGUGUUCGCACACAAUGAUUGUUUAUUAAAGGUGGUUUUAUUGGAGUGGCUGCAGAUAAGACAUGACAGAGAUGAAACCUGCAUAUAAAAGUGAUCCUACAAGCGUGCCACGUGUCCUUCCCUGAGCUCCACGACCCAUUAAAAUACAAGCUGUCUGCAACAGCUCACAUGAUUAUUAGGUCAGAUGAUGUCAUGAUAGUGAAGAGGUCAUAGAGGUCAUCACAUCCCUGCUCAGUGCUUCGAACUUAAAAAACAGUUUCUGUCUAACCACAGACCCAUGUGUUCUGCCUCCAGCUGUAUUAAUAUGGGGCCAAACCCAAAGCUCUCGGUUUCACACUCAACAGAGAGUGGCCCGGUUUUGAAGAAGCCAUUUUUCUCACCUCACCUAACUAAUACUCUCCCACGUCCAAGCCUCACACACUGAUGCUGAUUCAGAGCUUUAUUCAGUUGUCAAACCAUACUGCAAAACUGUCCUCCGCCCUCAAACACACACACACACACACACACACACACACACACACACACACACACACACACACACACACUUGCCCUCACCUGCUCUCUAGAG